Purpureocillium lilacinum is the source of this 2826-nucleotide messenger RNA. Its product is annotated as Golgi apyrase. The record is from RefSeq and is a predicted model, not a curated record. Gene Ontology annotation, cellular component: Golgi apparatus. Gene Ontology annotation, molecular function: UDP phosphatase activity; GDP phosphatase activity. Lineage: Eukaryota; Fungi; Ascomycota; Sordariomycetes; Hypocreales; Ophiocordycipitaceae. Gene Ontology annotation, biological process: UDP catabolic process.
AUGGAGCAUUCCCUCACUUGCAACAACCUCAAGUGCCGAAAGGAGCUUGGGGACCGCGCGUUGGUGACGACUUGCAGCCAUAUCUUCUGCCUCGACUGCGUCCAUGAUCUCGGUAUCGCGAAGCAGGAUGGGCCACGAGGCACGGCGUGCCCGGCGUGCAAUGCGCAGCUUUCCAAACCCGAUGACGCAGUCAUCGCUAACCUCAACCCGAGCGAAGACUAUAAGACGAGUGUGCUCAGCGGUCUGAGCCCGAACGUUGUCAUGGAAUGCGCUGGGCGUGCUCUGAGUUUCUGGGCGUACCAGACAACGCAAGAGAUUUACUAUCAGCAAUAUCUGUACAAGACAUUGACAGAGAAAUACAGUAGCCUCAAUCUAAGACUCGAACAGACAGUUGGCGACGCCAAUGCGGAAAUUGAGCGCUUGCAAAACAAGGUCAAUGCUUGUGAGGCCGAGAGUGAGAUCAUGCGCCGAAAGCACGAAGAGCUGGCGCACGCAUACAAGGACAAGAGUCGAAAGUUGCUGCAGACGCAAGAGCUUUACGACCGUGUCAAGAGAAGGGUAGAAAUGGGCCAGAUUGAGCGAGCGGCCUCCGAUGCUGUAGAUUCAUCGCUCAAUGCCCCACCGCGAGAGAGUGCACACCGCCAACGCCACGGUCCGGCACCAGAGCUUGACGUUGCCGCGCCUGAUAGUUACGACAACAGAAUUGAUAUGUGCAGUUUCGGCCGUGGUGUUCCCGCUGCUACAUCUCAGGCCACAGCCGACAGCACCGGCUGGCCUGGCGCCGGAAUCCCGCUGCAGCCCCGGUAUGGUGUCAUCCUCGAUGCUGGUUCCUCGGGAACCCGCAUCUACGUGUACAAGUGGAAGCACCCCGCCGCCGCCGCCAAACAUGCCUCGACGAGCGAACUGCGCAGCUUACCAAAGCUGAAACUGAAGAAGAGCAAGAAGAUACAUCCCGGCGUGUCCACGUUUGCCCAAGAUGUCGCCUCUGUGGGCCCGGACCAUCUCCAAUCGCUCAUCGACGUAGCCCUCAAAGAGGUGCCCGCCGCAAUGGUCCCCGAGACCCCCGUCUUUCUUAUGGCUACCGCAGGCGUCCGAUUUCUUCCCAAGCAUCAACAGAGCGGCCUCCUGCAGGGCAUCUGUACCUACUUCCGCGAGAACACGAGCUUCGACCUUCCCGACUGCAACUCCCACAUCCAGGUUAUCUCCGGCGAGACGGAAGGGCUGUACGGCUGGCUCGCUGCCAACUACCUCCUGGGCGGCUUUGACCAUCCCGAGGAGCAUGCUCACGGCAAAGGACAUCACACGUAUGGCUUCUUGGACAUGGGGGGUGCAUCCGCUCAGAUCGCCUUUGCCCCAAAUGCCACCGAGGCGGCCCGGCAUGCGAACGACCUCAAGCUCGUUCGUAUGCGCCGCGUCGACGGCUCGCCGGUAGAGCAUCGUGUUUUCACGACCACUUGGCUUGGCUUCGGUGCCAAUAAGGCUCGCGCCCGAUACAUCGACAGCCUGAAGGAAAACUACGCCGACGGCGCCCUCGAGAUACCCGAUCCCUGCAUGCCACGGGGCCUGCGCACGACACUUGAUGGCAAGUCCCUGGCAGGCAACACACCAAGCAAGCCUGUCCUUGUUGGCACCGGCGCCUUUGACGAAUGUCUACGGAAAACACAUCCCCUGCUGCGCAAGGACGCCCCGUGCGACGAUCACCCCUGCCUGCUCAACGGGCAGCAUGUACCCGCCAUCGACUUUGACGUGAACCACUUCAUUGGCGUGUCUGAGUAUUGGCAUACAACACAUGGCGUCUUCGGCAAGGAAAACAAGGCUUACGAUCUUUCUACCUACCAGCACGGCGUUAUGGAGUAUUGCAGCCGCGACUGGACAUCCAUUGAGAGCGAGUUCGACAAGCGAAAGAAAACCCCCGAGCAAAAGACGCAAGACGCCAGGGAGGCGUGCUUCAAGGCCUCGUGGCUGAUCAACGUCCUCCACGAAGGUAUAGGCAUCCCGCGGCUAAGCCUGGAAGGCGUUCCGAGCCCCGGAAUCAACACCACCAAGGACGCUGCGGAGAAGGCAAAGGCGAAGGGGUUCCUCAGCCCGUUUCAACCCGUGGACAAGAUCGACGGCAUUGAAGUGAGCUGGACGCUCGGGAAGAUGGUCCUGUACGCAGCCGGACAGAUUCCCGACAAGACGGCGGCUUCGCUGCCGGUAGGCUUCGGAAGCAACGUAGAGUCAGGUACCCCCGCUGACUUCGAGCACGCCGGAUCAGCACCACUCCGGCCUAUCGCGAGCUCGGACGAAGAUGACGACGAUCUGAUAAUAGCGCCCAGCAAGUCCACUUUCAGCCUCGUGGGGCUGCUUAUUAUCAUCCUGCUGAUUGCAGCUUACAUCCUCCGCAAGCCAGACACAAGACGACGGCUGUUGAGCAUUGUUCGGCGGAGGCGCCGAUCCGGCUCAGGGCGAAAACCCACCCGGGGUGCGCCUUCUUUGGCCAGCAAGUUGUUUGGACGUAACGCAGUGGCGUAUGAACGAGUAAUGGAAGAGGGGGACGCUGCCGAGUUCGAACUUGGAGACGUCGAUUCUGAUGACCACGACUACUCGGACAGCAGCGAAGGCUCACGGACGGGCAAGAGCCAUGGCAUCACUACACCUCGUCUCAACAUUGAGCGAUUCGAGGCUCAGCCAGCAUCUGUGAUGGACAGGAAUGGCUUGGUACUUCGCACCGAGAGCCGCGAGAGACUAGCGCCGUCGCUCCAGAUGCUCAACGCCGGGCGGCGGAGCAGAGCGGGCAGCCCAACGAGACUGAAGAGCCCUCUCACCACGCCAGCGGAAGAUUAG